CCGCCAUUGUGGUAAUUCCUCAGACUUCCAUUUUUUCACUCAAUAUCACAGCACCAUGAUGACUGGCCAACAAUCUGGCCAAAGCAGCAGAUCAUUCAUUGACGACUUGGUCGAUAUUAUCAGCGAACCUGUACUUGCACAGACGCCAAAGGACCCCAUCCCGAUGCUUUCGAAUGUCAAACAACAUCUCCACGAUGGCCCCAACGAUCCAAAGGCUGCUGUUGCCUACCCUUGUCGAUCCGUGCUUCCUGCGGGUUUCUGGUCUCAUGUGACCAACCCCCACGACUCCCCAUCCACUUUGACUACACAAGCUCCAUUACAACAUGUCAAUAUGCUUGUGCCCCAACCAGCUGACGCUGCGCCAUGCCAUGAUACGACCCAACAUGACAAACUCGACCAGAAUGACCAAGGCAACGAUGGAACCACAGCCAUUCUGUACGAUUACCCGCCUACUGUCUUGGCGAGUCUAUGGACCAAGGAUGGCUCCCAUGAACAGUCCAAGCAAAGCAGAUGGCAUGAUCAUCAGUUACCCCCCUCGGCUGCCAACGUGGUGGUUCAUGGCUGGGUGGAAUCUAACGGCGAGGAGUCUGGUGUUUCAGAUUCUGGCAACUUUCCACCUCAAACACGAACGACGACCACCACCGUCGACAUUGAAUGCAACGAGACCAACGCAGUUGACAUCGCCUUGUCGCAGUUUGUACACACCAACGUCGACGAAAAAGAUGCAGAAAUCGAUCGCCUGACCAAGCAAAACGAAUGCCUCGUGCACUUACUGCGCAAAGUGACGGCCAAAGUUAUGCAAAACCGCACCGACUUGGCGUUUUACCGCAAUAAGCUUCGGGUACUAAUGCGACCCGUACCCAAACCUGCGACAUCGGAAAUGUCCGUGCAGACCCACGAUGACGAUCUUGCUGACGAAGUGGAUGGAGGGCGCCCCCAGUCGGCGGACGUCGGGUCCCCCCAAAUCGAAGCACUGACGUGGCAACUCAAGGUAGCGUCUGCGAAAAUCCUCUCCCUCAGCACAUGCCUCGACGCAGCCAAGGCCCAGUUGGACGCCGACUCGACGUCGACGGCGGCCUUGACGAAAAAGUACCAAGCUGAAGCGGUAGCGUGGAAGGCGCAGUUGAUGGAAGCGCAAAAAGAAGCGAGUGCCCAUCGCUCGACGGUGCAGAGUCAAGAUGCGUUGGCGAGUGUCUUGUGUGACUACGUCGGUCGAUGCGGGAUCGCGAUUGAUCCAUCGAUGCCUGCGACGAAAGCUAAAGCGCUGCUGCAACCCCACAGAGUCGUGAGGCGAACACAUAAGGUCGUCGCGGAUGGCUUGUACGACCAAUUGACCGACAGCAUGACGAGGGAGCUGGCGUUUCUGUCGAAACUCGACGCGUUCGAUCCCACCGACUCGACAGCGUGCCACAGUUUGCUCAACCGGCGCCAGCACCACCGCGGUGGCAGCACACACGACGAUUACGUACGAGUGAAUUGCUAAUUGUACACUAUACAAUGGGCAUGUUUUGAGACUACCUUUUCGGCCUGUCACUAGGAAUACUAAAGUCGUGACUCACGGCGGGAUUGGCGAUACAGUGUCUUCGAAAGGAAUAUGUAGUUUUUGAUAAUAUAGUAUGUGCAUGACAUGCACUGCCAGUCGGUUGGCGACGCGCAAAGAAACUGUUUGUAGUAUUUGAGCAAUAUGGCCUGGGUUUGGUGUGGUUGGGCUAGUUGUGGCCAAGUUGGUUGGUCAUAUUGUCCUGGGCGUGGCAUCGGUCACAUAUUCGAGCGAGAUCGUGGAGGCCCCCGCCAAGGACGUGUCCUUUGUGCUUGGAGUGGGUGCUACACACACUUUCGCCGCACCGUCGGCAAUGAUGUCUUCGAUUCACGAUCGAGAACGCUGUGAAGCACAGCCCACACAUGGGCUUUUCCUUCCACCUCGACGGCAAUGUCACUGGAUGCCGCACGGCGCAGUGCGGGUACCCCGCCGCCGCCAGCGCCGCGAGCACUUCGUCCGAACACUGUGUCACAUGUCUCAACGCCUUGCCGCGGUGCAACGUCUCGAUGGCCCCUGGAACGGCCUUCAAGUACGAGUACACGACAUCAACCGGCAAGGCUGGGUGCAUGCACAUGUAGUGCAGAAGACUCAUGCCAUGUUCGUCCACUUCGUGGCCCAGCCGGGGCGAUGUUUGGACGGCGGCAAGGACAACCUCCCAUCGUCCGGCCGAUACGUCUGUCAAUAGCGUCGCUGACAACGACCACCACGCAUGCGACGACGAUGACGACAAUGCCAACGCCAGCAUCAAUCUGAACGUGACUGACCGUUUUGGGAUAGUGUGCAGCAGAG
Molecule: messenger RNA, 2329 nt
Organism: Aphanomyces astaci
Lineage: Eukaryota; Oomycota; Saprolegniomycetes; Saprolegniales; Verrucalvaceae
Exons: 2
Coding region: 56-1483 (475 amino acids)
Source: RefSeq, a predicted model, not a curated record